Capronia coronata CBS 617.96 is the source of this 2163-nucleotide messenger RNA. RefSeq lists its product as uncharacterized. NCBI's taxonomy places the organism in Eukaryota, Fungi, Ascomycota, Eurotiomycetes, Chaetothyriales, Herpotrichiellaceae. Gene Ontology annotation, molecular function: DNA-binding transcription factor activity, RNA polymerase II-specific; zinc ion binding; DNA binding. The coding region runs from base 1 to 2163 and encodes 720 amino acids. The transcript has 2 exons. The record is from RefSeq and is a predicted model, not a curated record. Gene Ontology annotation, biological process: regulation of DNA-templated transcription; DNA-templated transcription.
AUGUCGCUCAUGGGCGACGAGAUGGAAAACAACGUAUCUUCCGCCACUGAUUUGCAGCUUGAUCCGUCAUCGGACAAUACCAGGCCGCCGCCUGGCGCUCGCAAAAGAGGGCGCAAUGCAUCCGCGUGCUUGCAGUGUCACACUAGGAAGCAAAAGUGCAAUGGCCAUCUACCUUGCCUGAACUGCAUUCGACGAGGGGUGGGUUAUCUCUGCUCUGGCCCUCCGGCACAACAUCAACGGGAGCCCAGAAGCCGGGAAAAGCGGACUCAGGAACCGAAGCGUCGAGCACCCGAGGCUCGAUCACAGUCUCCAGCACCUGAUGAAGUGGAAACUACUGGCAACAGUGGACAGGCGCAGAUCCCACCUGUGCCAACCGAGUCACAGCCACGGAUAGGGCAACUUUGGAGGUCCAGAGGUGCUCCGGCGUUCUUUGGCACCUCUUACUUCGGACCUCAGGUGGCGGCCAUCAUGAUCGACUCUUCCGCCCCUGAUAUUCCUGCGGGCACUGGAUCGAGCAGGGCGAUAGAUGCACGGCCAUUCCGUGACGAAUCGGGCCCUUUCUCACAGAUCUGGGAUCUGUUGGGUCUCCUCCCGAGGCGGAAAACCGCCGUGGACCACCUGGUGGAUCGCUUUUUCAACGACGUGAACCAAGACAUUGAUGCUGUGCAUCCGACGUCUUUCCGACAAAGUUACGUUCAGUUUUGGGAGCGUAAGUCGGGCUUCGACGAUGUUACCACGGUGGAUUUGAGGUGGCUUGCUCUUCUGUUUAUUAUCCUUGCCAUUGGCACCUACCUCGAUUGUCCAUUGGAUAGCACACCCGAGACUAAACGGGACUACGAAGAGGCGUCCUUGAGGUUCUACUGGGCUUCAAGGAGAGCUAUCGUGUUGGCUCCGUCAUUCUAUGGCGAAAGCACAGACCUCGUUCGUGCCGGAGUUCUGGUCACACGGUAUCUCAUCCAGACCCAAAGACUGGCCGAGAGUUGGUUGACGGUCGGGUUUGCGGCGAGAAUCGGCAUUGCACAGGGUCUUCACGUGGACGGAGAUAAAUGGGGGCUGCCCAGAAGGUCCACAGAGACGCGUCGACGACUAUGGUGUCAUUUGUACACGCUCGAUCGAAUGAUUUCCCUCGCUCUUGGGAGGCCGUCCGUCAUCUCUGAUGCUCAGAGUAUUAUGGAAGAACCUCAGAACAUCUUUGUGGACGAUCUCACCGACGACGAGGCACGCUCGGCACAACCACAGCCGUUAACUAACCCCACGAUCAGUGCCAUGGCGUCGUUCGAAUAUCGACUGGCCAAGGUCAUUGGGCAGAUCCAGGAGGCCUGUUUCCACUUUCACUCAGUCUCGUAUCGAGACGUCCUUGCUCUCGAUGAGAAACUCAUGAGAUGGAAGAGUACACUACCACCAUACUUCGCGCUGGAAGAUCCUAAUCUAUCUCUCGACGAGACGCACGGCUACUUGAAAUGGCAACGGCUGUAUCUGCACACGAGCUUCCACUUUGCACGCAUCACCUUGCAUCGACCUUUUCUUCUCCGCUAUUCCAUGACCAAUCGCUAUGAGUCCAGUAGACAUGCUUGCCUCUCGUCUGCACGAGCCGACCUUGGGAGUCGGCUGAACAAUCAUACUUCGGUUGCGGCAGAACGAUACGCAUCAAGUCUUGCCGCCCACCAACUCUUUAACAGUGCCAUCAUCCUGGGAAUCAUUGCCGUCCGGGAGGCCAAAUCUCAACAGACUCCUGGAGUAGUCGAGGACCUCGAGGCCUACUGUGAGAUGCAGAGGUCGGAGAUGUGGCUAAGCGAGUUUGGCCUGGCAGAAAUCAAGGUGGUGGAAAUGUGCAUCGCCAAACUGAAGCAACAACUACAGGGUAGCGCCCAUCGAGGCACCGCGACCCAGCAGCAGAGCCCGCAAGCAGCACGGGUGCCGACGGUAGCCGAUUCGAGCAAUGUCGCGCCCACGGAUAUUGGUCUGACCUUGACAGCUGACCAGAAUUCGGAGCUGAUGAAUGUUGGUGGCCUGGAAAUGGUGUCGCCUUCCACCCUGAACACAGGCGCGACCUCGGUCUGGCAAGAUCAACUGUUUCCAGGCUCUUUCCCGGGCCUCACGGAUCUGCAGACAUGGCAAGAGGUUAUUGAUAGUAUUGAUGUUGACUUUCGUUACGACGGGUGA